Messenger RNA from Ceratotherium simum simum (southern white rhinoceros), 2733 nucleotides. It is a transcript of the gene SLC25A46, whose product is annotated as solute carrier family 25 member 46. Lineage: Eukaryota; Metazoa; Chordata; Mammalia; Perissodactyla; Rhinocerotidae. Gene Ontology annotation, cellular component: mitochondrial outer membrane. Gene Ontology annotation, biological process: mitochondrial fission; mitochondrial membrane fission; axon development. The record is from RefSeq and is a predicted model, not a curated record.
GGUUGUCAAUUUCCCCAGACGCGGCGGCGGCGGCGGCGGCGGCGGCGGUGGAGGAGAAGCUGCGUGGCCCGAGGUCGCCGUGGCCCCAGUGGCGGUGGGCUCCGGGUGGGCUCGCGUCAUCCUGCCCCGUGUGCGAUGCAUCCGCGGCGCCCGGACGGAUUCGAUGGCUUGGGCUAUCGGGGUGGUGCCCGGGAUGAGCAGGGCUUUGGGGGCGCUUUCCCUGCAAGGUCCUACAGCACCGCCUCGGACCUGAGCCACUGGGUGACCACUCCCCCAGACAUCCCGGGGAGCCGCAACCUGCACUGGGGCGAGAAGAGCCCGCCCUACGGCGUGCCCGCCCCCUCCACCCCGCUCGAGGACCGCGCCGAGGAACCGCUUCCCGGCGGCGGCGGCGUGCCGGGCCAGAGCAGCGAACAGUUGAAUAGAUUUGCUGGAUUUGGAAUUGGACUUGCAAGUCUCUUUACAGAAAAUGUACUGGCCCAUCCUUGCAUUGUUCUCCGCCGCCAAUGUCAGGUUAAUUACCAUGCUCGGCAUUAUCAUCUCACUCCGUUUACUGUCAUCAACAUUAUGUACAGCUUCAACAAAACUCAGGGACCAAGGGCCCUUUGGAAAGGAAUGGGAAGUACAUUUAUUGUCCAGGGAGUCACACUUGGAGCGGAGGGAAUAAUCAGUGAAUUCACACCUUUGCCAAGGGAGAUUUCACAUAAAUGGAAUCUUAAACGAAUAGGAGAACACCUUCUACUGAAAUCCCUAACUUAUAUGGUGGCAAUGCCUUUUUAUUCAGCAAGUCUAAUUGAAACAGUACAGAGUGAGAUAAUUCGAGAUAACACGGGAAUUUUGGAAUGUGUUAAAGAAGGAAUUGGAAGAGUAAUAGGCAUGGGAGUGCCUCACAGCAAACGCCUCCUUCCGCUUCUUUCCCUGAUCUUCCCUACGGUGCUGCAUGGGGUUCUUCAUUACAUCAUCAGCUCAGUCAUUCAGAAGUUUGUCCUGCUAAUUCUAAAGAGAAAGACUUACAAUAGCCACCUAGCUGAGAGCACUAGCCCGGUACAGAGUAUGUUGGAUGCUUAUUUUCCAGAACUUAUUGCUAACUUUGCUGCCAGUCUUUGCUCUGAUGUUUUACUUUACCCACUGGAAACAGUUUUGCACCGCCUUCACAUUCAAGGAACACGCACGAUAAUUGACAAUACAGACCUUGGCUAUGAAGUGCUUCCAAUUAAUACACAGUAUGAGGGAAUGAGAGACUGUAUCAAUACCAUAAAGCAGGAGGAAGGAAUGCUUGGUUUUUACAAAGGGUUUGGUGCUGUUAUAGUACAGUACACACUGCAUGCAGCUGUUUUACAGGUUACCAAGAUUAUUUACUCUACACUUCUUCAAAAUAGCGUUUGAGAUUUAGGUUCCUGGUGAGUCUAAAAGACAUCAUCUGGAUACUUUGUUAUGAAAUUAUGAAGGAUAAAAGUGAAAUCCUGGGGGAGGGAUGGAUUAGAAAGUGAAACUGGUAGAAAAAGCCCAUGCUAAUUAUAUUGACUCUUCACUUUUUUUUUUUUUAAGGUCAUAGGUAUAUAUUUUGGAUCAAAAGUAUUCCAAAUUUGAAAACUCCAUAAAAAUAACGCUCAUAUGAAUUAAAUUCUAACUAGUGUAGCACUCAUGCCAAACUAAAGAUGAUCUUGUCAGCAAACAUAUAACAAAAUUUCACAGAGCUGAGUUUAUUCCAUCUGACUUUAAUAUUUAUUACAUGUUUAUUGCACCUUCUAGAUUGAUACUGGUAUGUCAUCCUUAAUGUCGUGUGUAGUAUCAGGAGAUCAUAGUUUACCUUAAGCAAAUAAAUCAUGUUAUCAAUGAGAAAGACGAGAAGGAUUAGAUUUAACAAUCUAUAAGCAGGAUUUGAAGAGUUUUAAAUUGCAUUGUCCCUAUAUAACUUUUUAAUGGCUGUAUGUUUAUUAUAUAAAGCCAUUUAUGUACACACAUAUAACUUGGAAUUUCCUUCAUCCUUACAAAUUUUCCACUCUUAGGUCAGCUUAUUGCAUAAAAUGAAGUCAUAUACUUUCUGCCUGAAUAUAAGACCUUAAAAGCCAAGGUAUCCAAAAGAUUUAAGGCAAACAGCAUACUUGUCCAUAUCCAAACCCAACAUUUCAAUGCCAGCAACUUAAAAUUCAUCAAGUGUUUAUGAAGUUUAAUUUGCUUACCUAGUUAUGUGAAUUAUGAGGCUGUUUUUCGAGCCACUCUUAAGAGAGAUAGAAUAUAAAAUAAUCAUGGCAACUAUUACUGUUUACACGUUUACAAAUUGUGCACUAGAGGAACGUCACUUGCCUUUCAUUUCAGAAUGACUUGUCUUAAAAGACACAAUUAAAAUUCACCUGGGAAUUUGUGCCUCUUGCCUUCCGUAUAGUCAUCAUUAAAUAAUGGCUUCAGUUUUUAUUUUCUUCCAGUUUUUGUUUAUAGUUUCAUUCUCCAAACUAGGCAUACAUAAAGGGAAAAGUAGAUUUAUCCUCAUUGCCUUUUAUUUAAACUUGUUUGGAUGAAUACUGAAGAAAUACAAACCUUAAAAGCAAUUUGUCUUUGCUUUUUAUAGAUGAGGAAAAGAAGUAAAUUUCAACAAAUAAUAAGCAAAAAAAUUGUUAAUCCGUUUAAUAAAAAAAUUCUGUCUGUUCCUAAAUUGAAUUUGGUGGCGAGGCUCUUUGAUUAGUAAAAUGAUAUGCAUUUGACUGAUCCCUCAUUCCACAUUUUAAAGUUUCA